Molecule: messenger RNA, 2532 nt
Organism: Cladocopium goreaui
Lineage: Eukaryota; Dinophyceae; Suessiales; Symbiodiniaceae
Source: the annotation of a GenBank genome assembly
AUGGCACCCCCAUGUGCUGCCUUCGAGUGGUCCCAGCCGCUGACGCUGUCCGAGAGCAUGACGACGUACCGCGGCUUCUUCCGGCAGCGCUGCGGCGGCGAGGCGGAGACCGUGGAGGUGGCCGUGGCGCGGGACGAGGUCAGCGGCUUCCUGCGCUUGACCUUGGCGCACUGUCGACAGGAGCCGUUCCUCAUCGAGAACAAGUCCAGCGAAAAGUGUCGUUUCGCUCCAAAGAAUGCCACUGGCUGGGUGAUGAACUUGCAGAAGGGGGACGGUGAGUGUCCUUUCUUCUCGCACUUGUGGGGUGGAGAUACCUGGAUGACAAUGACGAUUGGUGCCAGAGGUGAGAGCGACAGUUUCGACUUCGAUCUGUCCAUCCCGGCGACGCACAACUUCCGGGAUUUGAUCAUCGAAGUGGGCAAGGCGAAGCAUCAGCCGCGGAAGGUCCUGGUGAAGGACGCCACCAUCCAGCAGAAACGCCUCUCGCGACGCUCCAUCCGGGAACGAGGCGUGCUGAAUACCCUGAAUCGUAUGUCUGUGGCCUUCCGUCACGACCACUUGGAGAUGGGUGUGGCCAAAGUGUCGAGUUACGCCGGCUUUGCUCCAAAGGUGAAGUCGCAGGUGACGUUUGCUGAGGAGACCCAGGUGCAGCAGCGCCUCUUCUCCGUGACCUCGGAGGAGGCCGAGGCGGCCGAGGCGCAGGAUGCGCAGCACAGUCGUAGACCCUCGAUUGAGUCGGGCAUGCACAAACGCGGGCGCUUCAUCGAGUGGGUUACAAUGACCAGUACUCUGUCGUCGGCAAUGACCGGCCUGAGUCUGAAGCCUGCGCGUCGGCGCUGGUGUUUUAAAGCCAAGCCUCCACCACAGCCGCAGAGGAGGAAAAAGGCUGUACGGAUGAGACCUGCGAGAGCAGAAGUGGCACUGGGAGAAGAUGUGGAGAGGUUGGACUGGGCUUUAGACCUCUACGUGGAAGGUUUGGGCGUGGCCAUGUUGGACAUGCAGCUGGACACCCGCGAGAGCCACGAGUUGGGCUACGCCUCCCUGAAGUCGUUGACGGUGAAGCUGCGGCAGGUGGCAGCCAAGACGGACGUGGAGGGCCGCGCCGGGGCCUUGUGGAGCGAGCUGAAGCUGCGGUCGUUGCACCUGGACGUGGGCACAGGAGAGGCGAAGCACCAUAGCAAGGCAUGUCACUCGGUCCUUCGUCCCUUCACCGGGCCGCUGCAGAUCCUCUCGCAAGACGGCGAGCCGCCGCCGAUUGUGCACAUGGAAGCCAUGUUGAAGUUGGUGACGGAGAACCAAGAGGGUGGAGCUGAUAGUUCCAAGGCCAUCGAUACGAGGGAUGGAUCAGCGCAUUACGAGGUGCGGCGAUUGGAGUUGAAGGUGCAACCCUUGGGGCUCCAUAUCGAGACGGCCUUGGUCUCUGAGGCUCCAAAGAUUGGAGGUUUGAAAGAUCCAACGGUGGUGGUUUGGGUUCUGGAGCUGUCCAGUGUGCUUAAAACCGGCACGCUGCGGCAACAGAAGCCCAUGCAGCAUCUGGCGCAUGCAUUGGAUGCAGAGGACAUGAAUCCUGACGAUGCCUUGGUGGACCUGAGAUAUUGCGAGCCUCGGGUGGUCCAAAAUCCCACCGCAGAGGACUUCAAAGAUCAGACCCCUGUGGUGAUCCGCGAAUUGAUGCUGCGGAAGAUCUGUUGUGUCAUGACUUUGAGCUUCACCGGGACGGGCAGCUCCACUUCCGAGAGGAAGGAAGAACUGCAAGCCUUGGAGAUGCUGCUGAGAUUAACGCUCCCGUUGGACGUGCAUCAGGCUCGGCUGGUGCUGGGGAAGAUGACACGUGGCAUGUCGGUGAAGGACUUCUCAGUGCGUGAACGCUUCCUGUCCAAUGGCAUCGAGGAGUUGACGGAGAUCCUGGCUUCGCAGCUGAAAAACGCUGUGCUGGCGCAGGUGCCCAAACUCUUCGGCAGCCAGCUGUUGAUUGGGAACCCGCGUCGCCUUGGGGAGGAGCUUUUCCGAGCCGCGGAGCUGGGCGCCAUGGGGAUAACACGAAUGCAGCCACAGGUGGUUCUGGCAGCGUUGCUGCUGGGCUUCGCCGCCUUCACGACGUCGCUGCGGGGAAUGUUUCUGAUUGUCUCCAAGGAAGCCUGUCGCAUCUCCACCGGGCACGUGCCGGACCAACUGCUGCGGGAACCAGCCCGGGUGCGGCAAUCCAUUGCGCAGGCGCUGUACUAUGGUCUGCCGUGGCAUUUUUAUCGCUUGUCGUUGCGGCUGCGGAAUCGGUGGAAGGAGUGGAGCCGCCGCUGCGGGGUUUGCGAGGGGCUGAAGCUGAUGGUCCUGGCGAUUUUUUGGAUCAUUUGCACGCCCAUCUCAGCUCUACUGGUCAGUGUGACAAAGAUCAUCCAGGCUGUGGAGCUGCUCUCGCGGCGCUCGGCGCGCUGGGCCAGUCCCACACAUGUCACGGCCAUUGGGCCGCCCACGCCCAUGAGGACUGGCUCGCAACAGUUUGUGGCUGGAUAUCCCAAGCAGCCCGGGAGCUGA